AUACAGUCGCAAUUAAUUACAAGAAAAUGACUAAGUUUCACAAAGUUCACUUGCUGCUACUGCUUGUAAUCAAUGUGACGUUUACAUUGGCUCAACAGCCGGAUCCAGCUGUUAAAGAGGCUUGUACGAUGUAUAAGCGCACGAUUUUCGAGGAGCGUGUGGCCAUCAGCUUCCUGAUUCCCAAUGCGCCGGUUACUUGGGAGUCCAUUGAUCACUGUCAGGGUUCGCGACCUUUGAUUGUUGGCGGUCAGCCAGCUGAUCCCAAGGAAUUUCCCCAUAUGGCACGACUCGGCAAUCGCAACGGCAAGAAUGAAACGAACUGGUUCUGUGGCGGCACAUUGAUUAGCAAUCGUCUAGUGCUCACUGCAGCCCACUGUCUCUUCUCCCUAGAUGGUGCGGUGAACGUUGUGCGCUUGGGGGAUUUAGACUUUGCCAGCGAAACCGAAGAUGCAGAACCCGAGGAUUUUGGUGUGCUUAACGCCACCGAACAUCCGGGAUUUAAGCAAUCUGAGUUGUACAACGACAUAGCGAUUCUGGAGCUGGAUCGCGAAGUCAAGUUCAAUACCUACAAACAUCCUGCUUGUUUGCCCUUUGAGGAUGGCAGUCUACAGGAUAACUUCAUUGCCAUUGGCUGGGGUUAUCAGAAGUUUGCCGGCAAACCGUCGACCAACCUACUCAAAGUGAAUCUCAAGAACUUUGCCGAUCGUUGUGAAUUGGCCAGAGAGAUCGUAGAGCUGCCCAAUGGCUUCGAUCCGAAGUCGCAGCUUUGUGUUGGCUCCUCUGAUCGAAAGGACACCUGCAAUGGCGAUUCUGGUGGUCCAUUGUUGACAUAUCACAAGGAGUUUCCCUGCAUGUAUCAUGUGAUGGGCGUCACCUCGACGGGCAUUGACUGUGACACGCCCAAUGUGCCCAGUUUGUAUACGCAAGUUCAUAAUUAUUUGGACUGGAUCAAGCAGCAGUUGGCAGCAACAGCGGCGCGCCACAAAUGAUGGAAUAAUAUAAUCAACAAAUAUACAAUAUAAUUUGUCAUUGAGAAUUACAAAUACAAAGCAAAUAUUAUUGCUUUUUCUAUGCAUA
Messenger RNA from Drosophila albomicans, 1077 nucleotides. RefSeq names its product venom protease-like. Gene Ontology annotation, molecular function: serine-type endopeptidase activity. The coding region runs from base 27 to 989 and encodes 320 amino acids. The record is from RefSeq and is a predicted model, not a curated record. The transcript is spliced from 3 exons. Gene Ontology annotation, biological process: proteolysis. NCBI's taxonomy places the organism in Eukaryota, Metazoa, Arthropoda, Insecta, Diptera, Drosophilidae.